Messenger RNA from Diprion similis, 972 nucleotides. RefSeq names its product arylalkylamine N-acetyltransferase 1-like. The record is from RefSeq and is a predicted model, not a curated record. Bases 1 to 972 code for a protein of 323 amino acids. NCBI's taxonomy places the organism in Eukaryota, Metazoa, Arthropoda, Insecta, Hymenoptera, Diprionidae. The transcript has 4 exons.
AUGGCGUCAAGAAUUUUAAAAAACUAUUUAUCGAAGGUGGCUGGACUUGGCAGUCACCGUUAUCAGGCCUUGCACUUUCACGGAUCGCCUCUUAACUUGAAAAGCUGCUCUGAGGUGACACACCAGUAUUACACAAGGCUAGCCCGCACACAGGACCACGAGGCGAUAAUGAACGUGAUGUGCGAUACAUACUUGAAGUUCGAACCCUCCAUAGUGAACAUUGGACUUUGCGGGAUGGAACUUCCCACCCUAAACCUCAUGAUUCGCAAGGGGAUGAAAGAGGGCAUGACCAUUGUGGCAGUUCGUCGGGAUGACGAGGCUGUCAUCGGAGCAGCGGUAAACACCGGGUCGUGUCGUUGGAACCCCGAUCAUCUUCUGCGGUUUGCAAACUGCUGCCAAUGCGGCAGCAUUCGGGAUCUGCUGAGGUUCUACGCUUUUGUGACAGCGACGCCUCAGCUCUGGCAGAAGUACUGCAUCCUCAAGAUAUUCGAAUGCACCUACGUUACGGUCGCUACCGAGUAUCAGGGGAACGGGAUCGCGAAACGUCUGAUUCAGGACAGCUGGUAUCUCGCCAGGGACUGUGGCUACAGGUACACGGCCAAGGUGGCGGAUGGAUUCAGGUGGGAACGCGUGUGGAGCUUACCGUUCGAUGAAUACAGGUGGAAUGGUGAGGUGGUCUUCAAACAUAUUCAAGAGCCGCACACAAGGGUCGACGUCUACGUCGACCAGGUACGCGUAUAUAACCACGCAGCGUUCUGGGUAGUAAUUAAACUUCACAACAUCUCGGCUUACUUCAAUCUCUGGUCGCAAUUACACCGACCAGCUGUUGACUUAAUAACGAACGAAGUCUGUACCAUGUGCCGCGAUACGCCGGAGAAGAAGACCUUGCUAAGGGGCAAAAGUGGGGUGGAAAGCCGCGUGUCAGCUAGGCGGCGAGCCUUCUGGUUAAGGGCUUUCCAGUUCCGUUGGUAA